Molecule: messenger RNA, 1206 nt
Organism: Microthlaspi erraticum
Lineage: Eukaryota; Viridiplantae; Streptophyta; Magnoliopsida; Brassicales; Brassicaceae
Source: the annotation of a GenBank genome assembly
AUGGAGAAGGAUAAUAGUAACAAGAAGAGUCUCUCGGAAACACUUGAUUUCCGCCAACUCAAAUACACAAAUUCUCCGGUGUUCUCAACCGCCAUUUUCGGUGUCAUAAUGCUGCUCAUCGUCGCCGGAACAAUUCUCUCAAACAUGUCUCUAGAAUCUACUUUCUUCUCGACUUCACCGACCUCUGAGGUAAUACAAAUGGAGAGGAAGUCAUUGGCUCCUCCAAAGAACACAACAAGCAGAGACAGGAUCGCUUGGCUUCGAUCUCAUCUCCAAGACUUCGAGGUCUUCAAGUCAACCAACCUCUCAGAGCAGUUUCACCAGAGAGUUCUUGAUUCUCUCGACGACAAAUGUGAGGUCAGAUUCUUCAUGACAUGGUUUUCACCAGCAGAGUUUUUCGGCAAGAGAGAACUUCUUGCUGUGGAAAGCGUUUUCAAAUCUCAUCCUCAAGGAUGCUUGAUGAUUGCAUCAGGAUCAAUGGACUCUCCACAAGGAGAUACCAUCUUAAAACCUCUUCUUGAUCGCGGCUACAAGGCUUUCGCAGCCACACCAGACCUUACAUCGCUGCUUGAGAACACUCCGGCCAAAACAUGGUUUCAAGAAAUGAAAAGCUGCAAGAGAGAUCCCGGAAGGAUACCGUUGUUUCAGAAUCUUUCAAAUCUUGCAAGACUAGCGAUUCUAUACAAGUACGGAGGCGUUUACUUGGAUACAGAUUACAUCGUCACAAGAAGCUUUAAAGGGUUGAAGAAUUCCAUCGGAGCGCAAACAGUUGUGGAAGGAGAUUCAAGAAACUGGACAAGGUUGAACAAUGCGGUUCUCAUCUUCGAGAAAGAGCACAAGCUUCUUUACCGUUUCAUAGAAGAGUUUGCUACGACUUUUGAUGGGAACAAAUGGGGACACAACGGUCCUUACUUGGUAACAAGAGUAGUGCAGAGAGAACAAGAAACACUUGGGAACAGUUUCACCGUGUUGCCUCCUGUUGCCUUCUAUCCUUUUAAUUGGAUAAACAUUCAGAGACUAUUUCAGACGCCAACGAGCAGCAAUGACACGACAUUGCUUAAAGAUGAUUUGGUGAAGCUGAACAGAGAAAGCUACGGGUUGCAUCUGUGGAACAGGAUCACCAAGAAACUUAAGAUUGGAAAGGGCAGUGUCAUAGACAUAAUAAUUUCAGACCACUGUAUUGUUUGCAAAGAUAUUAAAAGAUGA